AAAGAGAGAGACUCGUACCAAGUUCAGCUGUGCGAGAGUCUAACGCUUUACACCGCCACGCCUCCUGCUGGCCGCGGUCUUCUCACUCUUCUCCCGCUUCCCGCACCUCGACGCUGGGGACGGGAAGGCGACUGGGUCGUGUGUGGGCGUGGCUGGUGACGGCUGGGGCGGGGCUUCGCAGGCGGCGGGGGAGGAGUCUCGCUAGACAGCCGGCUGUUGGUCAGGGGCGUGGCUGCUGCGGAGCAUCUCAGCAGAGCCGAGCCUGGGCUGCAGCCCAGCUUUGUUCCGGCCGCCGCCUCCAAGACCCUCCGGCUUCUGGAUCCAUCCCUCGCCUUCCUGCUGCCUCCCGCCUACUCUCUGCAUCUAGGCCCGCAUCCUCUUCCCCAACCGCUGCGCCUAUGCCUCCUCCAAACUUCUAGCCGCUGCUUGCCUGGUACCUUUCUGUCCAUUCCUCUCCCUGACCCCUCUCUUCCCACAGUCUGGGUCGCUCCUCCAGGCCCAGCCCCUCCACUCCGGUGAUGUCCCCUCCGGCCUUGCGCUCAUGGUCUUGACGCUGCUCCUCUCCGCUUACAAGCUGUGCCGCUUCUUCGCCAUGUCGGCCCCAAGGUCGGGCGCCGAGCGGCUGACGGUGCCGGGGCCGGAUGUAGGCAGUGGCUCUGGCCCGUGGUGGGCUGUGGGCGGCCGCGGGCCCCGCGAGGUGUCGCCUGGCGUGGGCACCGAGGUGCAGAGCGCCCUGGAGCGCGCGCUGCCGGAACUGCAGCAGGCACUUUCGGCGCUGAAGCAGGCGGGCGGCGCUCGGGCGGUGGGUGCCGGCCUGGCUGAGGUCUUCCAGCUGGUGGAAGAGGCCUGGCUACUGCCGGCCAUGGGCCGCGAGGUGGCCCAGGGUCUGUGCGAUGCCAUCCGCCUGGACGGCGGCCUCGACCUGCUGCUGCGGCUGCUGCAGGCGUCAGAGCUGGAGACGCGCGUGCAGGCCGCGCGCCUGCUGGAGCAGAUCCUGGUGGCUGAGAACAGGGACCGCGUGGCACGCAUCGGGCUAGGUGUGAUCCUGAACCUGGCGAAGGAGCGCGAACCCGUGGAGCUGGCGCGGAGCGUGGCAGGCAUUCUGGAGCACAUGUUCAAGCACUCGGAGGAGACGUGCCAGCGGCUGGUGGCGGCGGGCGGCCUGGAUGCGGUGCUGUACUGGUGCCGCCGCACGGACCCGGCUGCUGCGCCACUGCGCGCUGGGGCCGGCCUGCUGCGCCACUGCGCGCUGGCGCUGGCCAACUGCGCGCUCCACGGGGGCCAGGCGGCGCAGCGGCGCAUGGUGGAGAAGCGCGCCGCCGAGUGGCUCUUCCCGCUCGCCUUCUCCAAGGAGGACGAACUGCUGAGACUGCACGCCUGCCUCGCGGUAGCAGUGUUGGCCACCAACAAGGAGGUGGAGCGCGAAGUGGAGCGCUCGGGCACGCUGGCGCUCGUGGAGCCGCUCGUGGCCUCGCUGGACCCUGGCCGAUUCGCCCGCUGCCUGGUGGACGCCAGCGACACAAGCCAGGGCCGCGGGCCAGACGACCUGCAGCGCCUCGUGCCGCUGCUCGACUCAUCGCGCUUGGAGGCGCAGUGCAUCGGGGCGUUUUACCUCUGCGCAGAGGCUGCCAUCAAGAGCCUACAAGGCAAGACCAAGGUGUUCAGCGACAUUGGCGCCAUCCAGAGCCUGAAGCGCAUUGUCUCCUACUCCUCCAAUGGCACCACGUCGGCGCUGGCCAAGCGCGCGCUGCGCCUGCUAGGCGAGGAGGUGCCGCGGCCCAUCUUGCCCUGCGUGGCCAGUUGGAAGGAGGCUGAGGUCCAGACCUGGCUGCAGCAGAUCGGCUUCUCCCAGUACUGCGAGAACUUCCGGGAGCAGCAGGUGGACGGCGACCUGCUUCUGAGGCUCACGGAGGAGGAACUUAAGACCGACCUCGGCAUGAAAUCAGGCAUCACCCGCAAGAGGUUUUUUAGGGAGCUCACGGAACUCAAGACCUUCGCCAACUAUGCCACGUGCGACCGCAGCAACCUGGCAGACUGGCUAGGCAGCCUGGACCGCCGCUUCCGCCAGUACACCUACGGCCUGGUCAGCUGCGGCUUGGACCGCUCGCUGCUGCACCGCGUGUCUGAGCAGCAGCUCCUGGAGGACUGCGGCGUCCGCCUGGGGGUUCACCGCGUGCGCAUCCUCACCGCAGCCAGAGAAAUGCUCCACUCCCCACUUCCCUGCACCAGCUGCAAGCCCAGUGGGGACACUCCGGAUGUCUUCAUCAGCUACCGCCGGAACUCAGGCUCCCAACUGGCCAGCCUCCUGAAGGUGCACCUGCAGCUGCACGGCUUCAGUGUCUUCAUUGAUGUGGAGAAGCUGGAAGCAGGCAAGUUCGAGGACAAGCUCAUCCAGAGUGUCAUGGGUGCCCGCAACUUCGUGCUGGUGCUGUCAGCUGGGGCACUGGACAAGUGCAUGCAGGACCAUGACUGCAAGGACUGGGUGCACAAGGAGAUUGUGACCGCCUUAAGCUGUGGCAAGAACAUUGUGCCGGUGAUUGACGGCUUCGAGUGGCCUGAGCCCCAGGCCCUGCCAGAGGACAUGCAGGCUGUGCUUACCUUCAAUGGCAUCAAGUGGUCCCACGAGUACCAGGAGGCCACCAUUGAGAAGAUCAUCCGCUUCCUACAGGGCCGCUCCUCCCGGGACUCAUCUGCAGGCUCUGACACCAGUUUGGAGGGUGCCGCACCCAUGGGCUCCACCUAGCCAGCCUCAGUUCCCAAGCCCUGCUGUGACUCCCAUUCCAUUGUCUCCUGCUCAGUCCUGGAGACACCGGAGCUGGUGGUAGGGCUUUGCCGCAGCGGUCAGGGUGGUUGCUGCACCCUCUCCCUUCUCCUUCCCUGAUGGCAGCCAGCGUAAGCAGGGUAGAGCCAGGCAGUCUCUGACAGGAAUAGGGUGACAUGCUGGCCCUCUCAGCCUGAGCACCAUAGUCCUGGGGCCUAGACCCUGGAAGAGCCAGGACUGAGUGUGUGGCCAUGGUUUCCUGCCCAGACUGUGCUGACCCCUGGGUUCUCCACUUCUGCUGCCCUGUGGCCUUGCCCUGUAGCCACCCAGUGCCCUUAGCCAGCCUGGCAAGGUCCCAGUCUCUGCCCAGCCUCCUUUGGGGCUGCCUCUUUUGCUACAUCCUGAGUCUGGGUUAGGCCAAGCGGCCCUCACUCUGGCUGGUCUGUAACCAUAGCCAGCCUUGCUGUACUUGCUGGUGGGCAAGGCAGGGGCCUCCUCCUUGUGCCUGGGCCUGGGCCUGGGCCUGGGCAGUGGAGGCCAUGUCUCAAAGCCCACCCUUCCCCAUGCUGUGGUGCUGCGCCUCAGGUUCCUGCCUGGCCUGGUCCAGCUGGCCUUGCCGGGGCCCACCCAGUGCUGCCUACCCACCUGCACAGAGAGGAGGGGGACCCAGACACCCCCGUGGCAACAUCAGCAGCCCUGGCAGAACCUGCAGCUCUGUGGGAAGAGGGGAGGUCCUGGGGAAAGGCAAGCACAGUUUCUCCUGCACUAAUGUGCAUUCAAAUCACCCGGGGAAUCCUGGAAAAUCCAUGCAGUGGGCCCGCAGGUAGCGUGGAGCUUAAGGCAGCUGGAUCCCAUGUGGCCAAUUGUGUGGUUCAAGUCCUGGACUCAGUAGCUUGAACAAUGCCAGGCGUGCAUGCAUGCCUAAAAUCCCAA
This is a messenger RNA of Tupaia belangeri chinensis (Chinese tree shrew), 3694 nucleotides long. RefSeq names its product sterile alpha and TIR motif containing 1 (gene SARM1). Gene Ontology annotation, cellular component: dendrite. Gene Ontology annotation, molecular function: signaling adaptor activity; NAD+ nucleosidase activity; protein binding. The record is from RefSeq and is a predicted model, not a curated record. NCBI's taxonomy places the organism in Eukaryota, Metazoa, Chordata, Mammalia, Scandentia, Tupaiidae. Gene Ontology annotation, biological process: response to axon injury; signal transduction; negative regulation of MyD88-independent toll-like receptor signaling pathway.